Prunus armeniaca (apricot) is the source of this 1020-nucleotide messenger RNA. Lineage: Eukaryota; Viridiplantae; Streptophyta; Magnoliopsida; Rosales; Rosaceae. The record is from the annotation of a GenBank genome assembly.
AUGCAAGAAGACCACCCAAGAAUUUCAAUGGCAAAAGCAGGCAAGAUUCUGAGAAAAUCAGUCCAUACUUUUCUUCAGAACUACCAAUUCUUCACCUCAAUUGUGGCACUCAUUGCUUUACCCUUCUCAGCUUCGGUUCUCAUCUCUCAAGCAUUGGUUCCUUCAAGGUCUUCUCUUUUGCCCACCAUUUACAACCGCCUUCAGAGUCUUUUUGAUGCUGCAGGCUUCCCACCCUCUUCAGAAUUCUUCUCAAUUCUCAACCACAAGCUUUCCCAAACAAUCUCUUCCUCAAUCUUCACCAUACCAUUCACCCUCACCUUCUUGCUCAUAACCAAAGCCUCUGUGAUUCAAUGUCUCAAUCACCAAAAGCCAACAACUUUCUCAUCACACCCAUCUUUUUCUUCUGUCAUUUCUCUCUACAUCCCACUCCUCCACACCCAUAUUUUCAACUCAUUCUUGAUCCUCUCUGCUAAUGCAACAGUGUUUUCUCUGCUAUUCAUUGCCUUCAAUUUUCUUGAAGGAUUUGAGUUCUCGUCUCCCAACACCCUCCUCUUCUUAUCAGCAUCUGGGGCUGUUCUUUACUCUAUAGUUCUUGCCAAUGCUCUCAUAAUAUGCAACUUGUCAUUGGUUUUAUCAGGGACAGAGAGGAGUGGUGGCUACUUGGCAAUUCUCAAGGCAUGUAUUUUGAUAAGAGGAAGAACUGCAACUGCUUUGUCUCUGGCUCUGCCUGUCAACUUGGCCCUGGCUGCAAUCGAAGCAUUGUUCCAAUACCGGGUUGUAAGAGCUUGUCAUUUUGCAGGAAAGCUUGGAUCUUCUAUGGCUUUAGAGGGGCUUUUGAUUGCUUAUUUGUACUCAGUUCUUGUUGUUCUUGACUCAAUUGUGAGCUUUAUGUUCUUUAAAAGCUGCAAGCCAAGUUCUUGGGCUGAUCAAGAAGGUAAACACUCUUGUGGGAUCGAAUACAGAGACGAAGAAAGUUGUGGUGGCUAUGGAAAUUUGAAGACUCUGAAAGAGCUUCCAUGA